This is a messenger RNA of Aureobasidium musti, 276 nucleotides long. NCBI's taxonomy places the organism in Eukaryota, Fungi, Ascomycota, Dothideomycetes, Dothideales, Saccotheciaceae. The record is from the annotation of a GenBank genome assembly.
AUGCCGCAGACCGAGACUGCCAUCGACUCUCCGAGGAUCAAGACUCGCAGAGCAGACUCACCAUUGGAGAAUGAACUGCCAUUGCAGCAGAACGUAGCGCUUUUGCAAGCAGCUCGCGAACGCCUCGUUCUGACGCAAUCAUACCCCGUCCCUUAUACGACAAAGGGCGAUGAAUUAGUAGUGGAGAUCAGAGCGAUUGGACUAAACCCAGUGGACUGGAAAUCUAUGUACGCAUCUCUCGGAGCGGCGCGUCGGACCUGGCUGAUGCAAAUUUAG